AUGUUGAACUCGAAACAACAACGGUUCGGGUGUGUUAUAGGAAAACAUGGCCCAAAAGCAAACCAGACGUUGACGCUUGCAUGUCUUUACAAUACGAAAAAUACGGACGGUCUACUGAAUCAUGAUGGCAGUUUGUGUUCGGAUUGCGAAUAUGGUCGCCAGUGUGACGAUGGACUCUGUGCCGUCGUCUACAAUGAUUUUGAUGGAGAACUUACUUUAAAAUGA
Messenger RNA from Angiostrongylus costaricensis, 225 nucleotides. The record is from the annotation of a GenBank genome assembly. NCBI's taxonomy places the organism in Eukaryota, Metazoa, Nematoda, Chromadorea, Rhabditida, Metastrongylidae.